GCGCCUCAUCUCUUCUUGCUCUGCCAUCCGCGUAUAUAUAUGCACACUGUUGCUAUAUCAUAUCCAUAAUUCUGAUCCCGAAUUGGGUCUCAUUCCGGGAAUUAAUUUCGCUCAUCUGUCCACUCAGAUACAUACGUCCAGAUCCACCCUUAGUAACUGUCUGCUUUGUGCAGAGACACUAACUGCAUAUGAUCGACUGAUCCUAUAAGCAAGCAAUUCCACGCCAGUGCAGCCAGAACUCAAUCCACCUGUCGGUAUGUUUUAUUUCAUGUCUUAUCUCCUUUAUCUAUCUGUCUCGUCAUAAACAGUUAUAUGCUUUCCUACAAGCUAGCUUCACAAGAGUCCGUGGGGAGUGUUGUGUAGUCACUUGGGAAGACAUGCGUCCUGUUGGUCUGCAUUGUGUUCCUAUCUGCUUCCCUCAGUCUCCCUCGUUCUUUCCAUUUUUGCUUCAAUACUUCCCUUGAGCAUGGCCCGCUUGGGCCGGGUCAUAAAGGCGUUGAAGGAGGGAAGGACCGCCGCUGACCCAGAAGACAACAACGUGCUUACGCCGUCCACCUCAGAUCGCAGUGCUCCUCGAAUUAGCCUCCCUUAUGUGGGAUCCCAUCUGAAUAUGCAUCAAUUCAACGGUAUAUUUGAAGCUGCUUCUCUAGAGGCACGAAAUGGGCAUUCCGCUGCUGUUGAUUCACCCGCCGAGACAGCUCUCCCUCAGUCCCCAAACCCUUCCAAUGGCGAAUCGAUAACAAACGAAUGGUCCGCGGUCGGGCACGCGGCCACCGGCAAAUCUGGCCGUGUCAUACACAGUUUGCAGGAGGAAAUCGCUCGCCUGACGCGCGAAUGCAGCCUGUAUCGCUCACGAGCAGAAGAAACGCAACGAAUGAAUGACGUGUUUAAAACCCAGGUGCAGAACAUGACGGAACAGCUUCGGAAUCUGGAAAUGGCCAACGAAGCAAACCUCCAUUCGAUCUCCCGAAAGGAUAGGAAGAUCGAGUCCCUGAGAGCAGAGAUACAAAUCGAGAAGAACAGACGAGAGACGGCAGAAGGAGAAUCGCGUAAAGUUCACCAUCUGAUGGUUGAAUCGCGUGAUGAGUUCAAUCGGAAAACCGCAGAGCUUAACGAGAUUGCCAACCUUGCCCGGACUCAAUACGACGCACUUGCUCAAGCCGGGCAACGGGAAAGAGCGGAAAUGCAGCGAAGAUUUCAAGCCAUUCGUGGCGACAUUGCCUCUUUGAGGGAGGCCAACGAAAAGAAGAACGUGCAGUUAGAGCGGUUAGACGCUAUUAUGGCCCAGAAGAAUCGCGAGAUCGAGGCCAGCAGGGAAAGCUUCGAUAAACUAGUUGAGGACUAUGCCGCGUAUAAGAGAGCGUACGAUAGCGAAGUACGAGAGAUGAUUGAAAGGGCCUACAAAAAUGAGGCCAAGCUCGAUGUGGCCGUCAUGUCGCUCAAAGAAACCGAAGGGAGAAUGAGGUGGGCUAUCAACCGGACUGUUGCCAAAGACCUAAACGAGAACAGACAACACAACACUCCUGCUCUGGAACAAUCAGGACCAAACAUCCACGAACGCCAAGAUGGUGCAGAUUAGGAACGACUGCCUGCUUCCUUAUACGAGCGUUUCUUUUCCCGUCGAACGUCCAACCUUACGGAGUAUUCAAACUAAGAGAGACCGCAGCCCCGUCUCACUCUCCUAAUAGCUGUUUUAUAUGUGAAUGCCCUACGUUGGUUCUUAACUUUACCUUCGCAGAGUUGAAAAAAAGAAAUUUAGAUACCCUGGGAUUGUGGUUUAUUGAUCAUGGAUACCCCAACUUGCAUGUUCAGGGAAGCUAAACUAUGAUAGACAUGGUUGAAUAUAAUAAUAAUGCAUAAGAGUGCAGAAAUGCUUUGCACCUCAAGACUGGCAUUGGUUGGUUUGAUC
Monascus purpureus is the source of this 1909-nucleotide messenger RNA. NCBI's taxonomy places the organism in Eukaryota, Fungi, Ascomycota, Eurotiomycetes, Eurotiales, Aspergillaceae. The record is from the annotation of a GenBank genome assembly.